Molecule: messenger RNA, 5200 nt
Organism: Peromyscus leucopus (white-footed mouse)
Lineage: Eukaryota; Metazoa; Chordata; Mammalia; Rodentia; Cricetidae
Gene: Ulk1
Product: unc-51 like autophagy activating kinase 1
Exons: 26
Coding region: 1596-4514 (972 amino acids)
Biological process (GO): axonogenesis; axon extension; peptidyl-serine phosphorylation
Cellular component (GO): cytoplasm; autophagosome
Molecular function (GO): ATP binding; protein serine/threonine kinase activity
Source: RefSeq, a predicted model, not a curated record
GGAGCCUAGGGCAUUGCCCAUCAUGGUGAAGACUGCCUACCACCCUGUGUGGGAGGCUGUGAUGAGAAAGCUAUUCCUGAGAAGGACUGCUGUCUGCUCAGUAUCCUGGAGUGUGUGCUAGGGAAGCAGUCUUGGCCUGCAAGGUUCCCGAAGGGUCUUGUGGGGCCCCUAGAGUUUGCAGAAACCAAUUGAGCAGAGCAGAGGCUGGAGAGGUGGUUCUGGGUGAGCUCAAGGUGGGUUGUGACAGGGCAUUACUGUGGCUGUGCUUUGGCCUCUGCCUGCUACCCCUAUUCCUAGGGAGGGUAGCUUCAUUGUAAUGGAGGGGUUAGGUCCGAGUGGGCUGUUUGCCUUUAAAAGCUCCUGCCUGGAGGCCCUUCUUGCUUUGUGGUUUACCUCAGCUCCCUCCAGGCUGGAGACAGCGUGGCCCUGCUCUGGAGGCAGGCAGUAGAGUUCCAACUUGAUUGGCGCUGGUUGGGUAUUGGCUUAGGCAGGGAGAUGGAAGAUGGUAUGAAAGCCAGCCUGCCUGGGCGAGCCCUGCUGCUCCACAGAGCUGGGCAUGUCCCUUGGUUUCUUGGGCCUUGGCUUGCUCAUUUGUGAAACUGGCUGGGGAACAUCCUUGUGCCUGGUAUUCUGUGGAGCUCAGAAGUUGAGCACAGAGGCAGGAGAGUAGAAGGAGCAGGUUUGAGAGGGUUUGCUGAGAUGGUGCUACCAGUGGGGGACUAAGGCCACAGCUCAGGCCUGGGGGGAGCUCUCACUGUCAGAUGGAAGUCUGGCUCUCUUGGGACAGUCGCAGGUCAGAGUGGGCCAGCAAGCUGGAUAUUAUGAAUUGAAUUUUACCCCACUAUACCCUGUGCCCUUUGGGUCUCUUUUAGCACCACCCUCUGGGAAGGACUGAACAGGGUCUGGCCGCGGACUGUGUGCAGAUGCUCAAGUCCCAUGGUUCACUGGCGGUUCUGCCUCGCUGUGUGUCAGCGAGGACAGGCUUAGGGGUACUGGGUUAGUAGCUCUGAAAGAGGUGUCCCAUCUUUGUCUUUCCAGAUCUUUUGUCUGUCCUUGUCACUGUCCCUGCUUGUCCUGGCUGGGUGGAUGAGUUUGGGGCUCUGGGACAGAUCAUGCCCCAGGGAACUGUGCUAAUGAUAAGGACAGGCCUAGGUCUCUACCUGCCACCCUCUGUGUGUGUUCACAGCAAGUGGCCCCAGCAGCCUCCCUUGCUUGGGCUGCAGGCUGAAGCCGCUGAGACAGGCCCUCUGAUACAGAAGGAGCGGGUGUGAGCAGCAGUGGCUAUUUAUGGGUCCUUAUCUCUGCCACCUUUGCUGGGCCCUGAGUCAAACUGAAAGGGUGUCAGGCUGUUCCUUCAUUUUGGUCCCUGUCCUACCUAGACUUUGUCCCUCUUUCCUGGUCCUGUCCCUCCAUCCUGGGUCCCUAACCUCCUUCCUAGUUGUUCCUGAGCCUUCCUUUGUGGCUCAGACUGGGGACUCUACAGAGCAUCACCUGCCCCAGAGUCUAUCUCCUGCAGCGGGCCUGGAAGGCAAAGAGAGGUGGGAGUGGAGCCAAAUGCGGCUAAGCCGGAGCUCCUCAUCUGGGGAGGGCAGGAAAUGGCCAAUUCUGUCUACCUGGUCAUGGAGUAUUGUAAUGGUGGAGACCUGGCUGACUAUCUGCACACCAUGCGCACACUGAGUGAAGACACUGUCAGGCUGUUCCUACAGCAGAUUGCAGGCGCCAUGCAGCUGUUACACAGCAAGGGCAUCAUCCACCGAGAUCUGAAGCCCCAGAACAUUCUGCUGUCCAAUCCUGGGGGUCGCCGAGCAAACCCUAGUAACAUCCGAGUCAAGAUUGCUGACUUUGGAUUUGCCCGGUACCUCCAGAGCAACAUGAUGGCAGCCACACUCUGCGGUUCUCCUAUGUACAUGGCCCCUGAGGUCAUCAUGUCCCAGCACUAUGAUGGGAAGGCUGACCUAUGGAGCAUCGGCACCAUCGUCUACCAGUGUCUGACAGGGAAGGCCCCAUUUCAGGCCAGCAGCCCUCAGGACCUGCGCCUGUUUUAUGAGAAAAACAAGACACUAGUUCCUGCCAUCCCGCGGGAGACAUCAGCUCCCCUGAGGCAGCUGCUCCUGGCGUUGUUGCAGCGCAACCACAAGGACCGCAUGGACUUUGAUGAAUUUUUCCACCACCCUUUCUUAGAUGCCAGCACCACCAUCAAGAAGUCCCCACCUGUGCCUGUGCCCUCGUAUCCAAGCUCAGGGUCUGGCAGCAGCUCUAGCAGUAGCUCUGCAUCACACCUGGCCUCCCCGCCGUCCUUGGGGGAGAUGCCGCAGCUACAGAAGACCCUUACCUCCCCAGCCGACGCUGCUGGCUUUCUGCAGGGUUCCCGGGACUCUGGUGGAAGCAGCAAAGACUCCUGUGACACAGACGACUUUGUCAUGGUCCCAGCCCAGUUUCCAGGUGACCUAGUAGCUGAGGCAGCCAUUGCCAAGCCCCCACCUGACAGUCUGCUGUGUAGUGGGAGCUCGCUGGUGGCCUCUGCUGGCCUAGAGAGCCAUGGUCGCACCCCGUCUCCCUCUCCAACCUGCAGCAGUUCUCCUAGUCCCUCGGGCCGGCCUGGCCCCUUCUCCAGCAACAGGUGCGGUGCCUCGGUCCCCAUUCCUGUCCCCACUCAGGUGCAUAACUACCAGCGCAUCGAGCAGAAUCUGCAGUCGCCCACUCAGCACCAGGCGGCCCGGUCCUCUGCCAUCAGACGGUCAGGUAGCACCAGCCCCCUGGGCUUUGCUCGGGCCAGCCCAUCUCCCCCCUCCCACACUGAUGGAGCCAUGUUGGCCAGGAAGCUGUCAUUAGGAGGUGGCCGUCCUUAUACACCCUCUCCCCAAGCCACCUUUUCAGUGGGAACCAUCCCUGAGCGGCCCGGCUGGAACAGAGUGCCCUCCCCACAAGGAGCUGAUAUGCGAGCUGGCAGAUCACCACGACCAGGCUCCUCUGUGCCUGAGCACUCUCCACGGACCACUGGGCUGGGCUGCCGCCUGCACAGCGCCCCCAACCUGUCUGACUUCCAUGUUGUGCGCCCCAAGCUGCCCAAGCCCCCAACAGACCCGCUGGGAGCCACCUUCAGCCCACCCCAGGCCAGCGCACCCCAGCCAUGCCCGGGGCUACAGUCUUGCCGGCCACUGCGUGGCUCACCUAAGCUGCCUGACUUCCUACAGCGGAGUCCCCUACCCCCCAUCCUAGGCUCCCCCACCAAGGCGGGGUCCUCAUUUGACUUCCCGAAAGCUCCUAGCUCUCAGAAUUUGCUGACCCUGUUGGCUCGGCAGGGUGUAGUAAUGACACCCCCUCGGAACCGCACACUGCCUGACCUCUCAGAGGCGGGUCCUUUUCAGGGCCAGCAGCUGGGCUCUGGCCUGCGGCCUGCUGAAGACACCAGGGGCCCCUUUGGCCGGUCCUUCAGCACCAGCCGUCUUACGGAUCUGCUGCUCAAGGCUGCAUUUGGGACGCAGGCCUCUGACUCAGGCAGCACUGACAGCUUGCAGGAGAAGCCUAUGGAGAUUGCUCCCUCUGCUGGUUUUGGAGGGAUCCUGCAUCCAGGAGCCCGUGCUGGAGGGGCCAGCAGCCCAGCACCUGUGGUGUUCACCGUGGGCUCCCCACCCAGUGGUACCACACCACCCCAGGGCACCCGCACCAGAAUGUUCUCAGUGGGCUCUUCCAGCUCCCUGGGCUCUGCCGGCUCUUCCUCUGCCCGCCACUUAGUACCUGGGGCCUGUGGUGAGGCCCCUGAGCUUUCUGCCCCAGGCCACUGCUGUAGCCUUGCUGACCCCCUUGCUGCCAACUUGGAGGGGGCUGUGACAUUCGAGGCUCCUGACCUCCCAGAAGAGACCCUCAUGGAGCAAGAGCACACGGAGACCCUACACAAUCUGCGCUUCACACUUGCAUUUGCACAGCAAAUUCUGGAGAUUGCAGCCCUGAAGGGUAGUGCCAGUGAGGCGGCCGGGGGCCCUGAAUACCAGCUUCAGGAAAGUGUGGUGGCUGACCAGAUCAGCCAGUUGAGCCGCGACUGGGGCUUUGCAGAACAGCUGGUACUAUACUUGAAGGUGGCCGAGCUUCUAUCCUCGGGCCUACAGACUGCCAUUGGCCAGAUCCGAGCUGGCAAGCUCUGCCUUUCAUCCACUGUGAAGCAGGUGGUACGCAGACUAAAUGAGCUGUAUAAGGCCAGCGUGGUGUCCUGUCGGGGCCUGAAUUUACGGCUUCAGCGCUUCUUUUUGGACAAACAACGGCUGCUGGAUGGGAUCCAUGGUGUCACCGCUGAGCGGCUUAUCCUUAGCCACGCCGUGCAGAUGGUGCAAUCUGCUGCCCUGGAUGAGAUGUUCCAGCACCGAGAGGGCUGUGUACCACGCUAUCACAAAGCCUUGCUACUGCUGGAGGGGCUACAGCACACACUCACGGACCAGGCGGACAUUGAGAACAUUGCCAAGUGCAAGCUGUGCAUUGAGCGGAGACUCUCGGCCCUGCUGAGUGGCAUCUGUGCCUGACUGCUUGCUACCAGUCUGCUGUGCCCUUGGAGUCCAGUCCCCUCUGCCACCCUGCAGGGUAGGGUCUGAAACCUGGCAGACUGUCCUUCCUGACACUGAUCUGAUGGUGCUGAGACUGCUGCCAGCCACGUCCAGCAGGAAUGCUACAUGGUGGACCUGUAUAGGCUGAUGCAACUCUUGCUUCCUAGGCUGCCAGUCUCUGCUGGUAGAUGGACGUCAAAGUGCCAGGGACAGCUCCCUUGCCCACUGGGACAGGAGUUUCUGAGCAUAUCCUUCCCAGCUGGCUCCCUUGGCAGGCAGGUGUGGCGCUGAGAGGUGGUAGGCUGGUGAGCGUGGGCACCUGCCACCUGCAGAGCCCACAGCAGCCCCAUGGACAGGCAAGGCCCUGAGACUGUUGCUGACUCGAAGCCAAAGCGAGCUUUUUCUCACAGCUCACUUGCCCCUUUGUCCAGGAAAAAAGGGUGUGGCCUUUUGACCUCCUGAUAUCUCUAGGAACCUCUCCCUCUGAGGCUACCCACCCAGCUUUGUAAGUCACCGGAGCACUUUAUGCAGACAGAGACUGGAGAACCUCAGCCAGCCCCUCAGACUGCUGGGAACCCGCCUCCCGUUCCUGGCUCUUGCUCUCCAAGAUGCUGUACAGAUGCAGACCAUGUCUACGUGUAUAAAUAGCCCAGUGUGCACCUCCA